AAGACUGCUGCUGCUGCUUCAAAGCUUCACAGGCUACGCAGAAAACCUGCUCAGCGAGCGAGCCGUCCCCCCGGCGCGGGCAGUGGGACCCUGCAUGUCUGCGGGGCUGACGGCAAGGAGGUACUGGUGCAGCAUGCUGAAACUGGGGGCCUUCUACCAGCAGCUCCUGGCCGAGAAGAAGGCUUGCAGGAAGGAGAUCCCCACACUGCAAUCCACUUCCCAGGCUGGGAAACCUGAGAAGGAGCACUUGAAACACCGCUCACCUGAUGUUUUGGAGUUAAGAACCUCCACAGAAGUUGCCCAGUCCACUUCUCUGCGCCCGUCAUUGAGUGUCUGUGCACCAGACAGCGGUGCCUCGGGCAGCAACCUGCGCAGGGCUGCCUGCAGCAUGGCCGAGAGCAGCCGCAGCAUCCCCACACAGACAACUGGGUCGUCUCUGGGACCCUGCGACACCUGCGCCAGUGCCCAAGCCAGCCUCCGUGAGGUCGGCAAAGGCAUCACCAGCAUCUGCCAGAGCCAGAACAUCCCCUCAGCUCUGAGCAGGUUCCAGGAGAUGGUGGAGGAGAGCACAGGGAGAAGGACCCUCUCUGCAACGGACAUGAGCUACUGGGCCUCAGAGCAGAGCAAGGACCUCUCCCGGAUCAGCAAACACCUCCAGAUGCUGCUGCAGCAGGUCAACCCUCUGAAGUCUGAGCUGGAAGAGUCAGAGAAACAGAAGGACAAGCUGCAGAAACAGGUUGAGGACUUUUCCCGGUUGCUUCAGGCGGAGAAGGAGACCCAAGCACAGCAGAGGAAGGAGGCUGAGCAGAACCUGGAAGUAAAGAACAAAGAGUAUUUAGAGGCUGUAGCCAGGUUGGAGCGGGACAAGGACGACCUACGGAGAGGAGCGGCUCUGCUGGAAGAGCGACUCUCUGCCUUAAAGGAGGAGCUGGCUGCGAAGCAAGCUGCUGUGCAGGAGCUGGAGGUGACCAAGACGACCUUGUUGGAGGAGAUGAGGACCACGAUGGUGGCCAGGAGCCAGGUGCUGGAGCUGGAGGAGAAGGUGCAGCUACUCACCAGCCAGCGGGAGAGCCUGGGCCAGGAGCUGAGCACCACCACCACGGAGCUGGAGAAGGAAAAGGCCAAAGUGGAGAGCAUGCUGAGGCACCAGGAGUCCCUGCAGGCCAAGCAGAGGGCCCUGCUGCAGCAGCUCGACAGCCUGGACCAGGAGCGUGAGGAGCUGCAAGCCAGCCUGGGAGAGGCCGAGGAGGACAAGGCCGGGCUGGCAGAGCAGCUGGAGGAGAGCCGGGAGCAGAGCGGGCAACAGCUACGGGCGCAGCAGGAGCUGCUGGACACACUGCAGCGGGAGAAGCUGAGCCUGGAGCAGUCUGUCUCGGAGCUGCAGGCGAAUGUCUCCAAGCUGGAGGAGCAGGCGCAGGAGCUGAAGGAGCGGGAGAGGCUCCUGGUGUUCUUCCCUGAGCUCCACGUCCCCGUUGAGACGCAGUUUGAGAGCACCGGGAACUUGACCAAGGACAUGGAGAAGCAGCUGCAGGCCAACAGCAUCCGGAUUAGCGUGCUGGAGCAGGAGAACGCACGGCUCAGGUCUGCCUUAGCCAAGGUGAAGGCGGCUGCUGAGCAGGGCGUGCUGAAGACCCAGCUGGGGUCUCAGCUCAGCAGCCAGCGCGUCAGGGAGGCCGGCGGGCAGGACGCGGG
Messenger RNA from Fulmarus glacialis (Northern fulmar), 1692 nucleotides. RefSeq names its product coiled-coil domain containing 157 (gene CCDC157). Lineage: Eukaryota; Metazoa; Chordata; Aves; Procellariiformes; Procellariidae. The transcript is spliced from 8 exons. The annotation marks the transcript as partial. The record is from RefSeq and is a predicted model, not a curated record.